UUACAAUAAAAUUCGACAAUUCAUCAUGCUUAUGUUCGUUAUACGUACGAAAAGACGUGAAUUAUAAAACCGUCUAGCGACGCCGAUCAAUAAGGAUUACUAAGGGUAUGAUUCGUAGUCCUAUGUACUUUUUAUUGUAAAGGGCGGUGGCUAAGUGAAUAGUGGAUCAAGAGAUGAACACUCAAUGAGAUUUAUGUUAUCAAUAAACAACUAGUGAUGUGAGAGAAAUCUCCUAUCUUAGCAAAUAAUGAAGAACAUAAAUACAUGAACCUGCAAGUUUUUUCCGAGUAUAUUUUGUGAUGCAUCUGUCGGCGGAAUCGGUGGACGAUGAUCUUGAAUUGCCAUGGGACAAAACGUAUUGAGGAUCUUGCUGCUCCUCUGCUGCAUGCUGCAACCGCAUGUCGGACAACUGACUCGAGACCACAGAGACACGCGAUGCUUUCUGGAGAACGGAGCCACCGCGGCGCAUCUCUUUGUCAGAGAGGAUCUGCCCGUCGGCGAUACUGUGGGAAUUCUCGGAGUGCUAGGUGAUCCUGGCUCGCAAGGAGAUAUCGAGCUGAGCUUGCAAGAACAUGACAGCCCUGUCGCAUUCUCGCCAUAUUCGAAGAAUUUAACUCUCAUCAGACCACUCGACAAAGAGGGUAUUGAGGGCCCAGCCAGUGUUUAUAUCAACGUUAUCUGCGGGAAGAAACCUAUCGCAGAAUCGGAAUUCAUCAUACCAGUGAACAUUCGGGUAACCGAUGCGAAUGAUAACACACCGCAAUUUGUGAAUGCGCCUUACGUGCUGAAUAUUUCUGAGGUUACUGUUGUUGGCACAAGAGUUCUGCAAGGAGUUCGAGCUGUCGAUGCUGAUCAACCAGGACCAUUUUCUACUGUGCAGUAUACAGUCCUACCAGGAGCUCACUCGGAUUACUUUGUCUUCGUAAAUGCUUUGGAAGGCACUCUUGUACUAAGAAAAUCACUAGAUUACGAAACUCUCACCAACUUUUCCGUUGAUAUUCGUGCACAAGAUCAAGGUAAUCCACCACGAUCAUCAACGACAACACUAUACGUUAACGUUAUUGAUGCGGAUGAUCAGAAUCCGGCUUUCUUGAACGAUCAGUAUAAGAUUACCGUACCUCGUCAUAUAAAAGGGAGAAAACCAUUAAGAGUAGUACCUGCUGCGAUAAAAGCUGUGGAUCAAGACGUCGGUAUAAAUGCACCGGUUCGGUAUACUAUACGAGGCGGAAUUUUACCCUUUUUGGAUUUGAAUCCUGAGACUGCUGAAAUCGUCAUGAUACGCUCACUGCAGGACAACGAAUUAAUGACUCCAGCAACUAUUGUUAUUAAGGUAGAAAUAUCAACACAUUUUUAUUUUUAACAGAUUUAAAAUUUUUUAAAUAUAAUAAUAAUAAUAUUAUUUAUAAAAUAUAGAUGUAACACCGAAAGAGAUGAUAUCAGGAGACAUUGCCGCGGUCGAUUACCCGUGAAAUUUGUGCUGAAAAAUCAGCAAACGAGCGUACCAGAGAAUACGCCUUCUGGAAGCGUUCUUCUAACGGCAGGAGUCAACAAAGCUGAUUCUAAUUUAAAAUUCUGGCUCGUGGGCCCAGUGGAGGAUUUAGAGAGAUUCUCGAUUACUAACUCUGGCGAGUUAAUUCUCAAAGGGAAUUUAGAUUACGAGCGGCGGUUUCAGCACAGCUUCUUGAUUCAUGUCACAGAUGGAUAUCAUAAUGAUACAUCACAUGUGAAUGUUUCGGUCGAAGAUGUAAACGAAUGGGAACCUCGAUUCCAAUAUUCCCGAUACGAAUUUCAUGCUCAUUCCGCGAGAGAAGGUUCCGUUGUAGGAAAAUUAGAAGCAGCUGACGGCGACAGGGGAGAUAAAGUCAACUUAUCUCUUAGAGGACAAGAUGCAAGAUCCUUCGAGAUUAGAGAUAACGGAGAAUUAGUGCUGAGAUCGUUGGGUUCAUUUAAUGGAUCUUUGGCACGAUUUAUAGCGGUAGCUACCGAUUCCGGAAAACCGCCAAGAUCCAGCAUGAUUCCGGUGAUUGUUCACAUACCUAACAGCGGUUCAUUACCGAUCGCUGCGAGAGCCGCACCCGCUUGGCUCGGUAGCAGCGUGUUAUUAGUUGCAAUCUUCGGCGCAGUUUUGGGUCUUCUUGGAGUUGUCAUACUUAUUCUCAUCCUUUACAUUUAUAAGCACAAAAGGCCAAAAAGUGGUGGUUCAGUCAGCUCUGUGAGUACUGGAUAUCGUGAGAAAUCACCAGUUCCCUCGGCUCUAAGUCCUACUCCGCAAGUUCUAGGCGCUAACGUUCUUCAGGACGGCUUGGAAGGCCCACGGAAUCGGCGUCACGAUAUUGAGGACGAGAAUGAUAACGUCGACAGCCGUAACGAAAUCGAUAAUCCCGUCUUCGGAGAAACCAAUGAAAGCUCGUAUAGUACUACAAUCAAAAGUAUAGCCUCGGCGAGACAAUUACCAUUAUACACCCGACAUAAAGUGGCGCCCGCUCCAAAUCCGCCAACUUUAUCAGCAACUUCGACCAUUCCCAAUAUCGGUGGACUCGUGCAGAAUAUGAAUGAUUUGAGUGCUAGAACCAAUCUGGAUGCUGGAUCUCACGACUCUUCCAAUUAUUCCGGAGAUCCUCCAGAUUCUCUCGUGCCAGCGUGGCCUGCUAGUUCAGCUUUGCCGAGGAUCAAAAAGUUAUCCUGGGACGACGAUGACAGAACUGUGGAUAGCGUCGAGGUCGCGGCGGAAACGCGAACCGGAGACAAUCAAGUUGGCAACGAGAGACUCAAUCUCACUGUGUACUUCUAACGAUCCAUUAUUUUGUAAAUGGAACAAAUAACGACGGGAAGACUGUUGUAAGCGCUGUUUGGUCAGUUCAGUUAAAUAAAGUCUCGUUAAUAUCGAAACUCUUUGAAUGAACUUCGAAGCAUCGCAACGCGAUGCAACCUUACCGCGUUCGGUUCACAGAAUAUCUGUGCUAUCUGCGCAACAUAGCGUCAUUAUAUAAUUACAAUUCGCAUUAUCCUGAAUAGAUUACGUCCAUUAUUUGCGUGAUGCGACAUCGAUCUCUGAUAUUUUAUAAAGUAAUUACUAAAAAUAGUUAGAAAUUGAACA
This is a messenger RNA of Acromyrmex echinatior (Panamanian leafcutter ant), 3097 nucleotides long. It is a transcript of the gene Cad96Cb, whose product is annotated as protocadherin Fat 4-like Cad96Ca. Gene Ontology annotation, cellular component: membrane; adherens junction; catenin complex. Gene Ontology annotation, biological process: cell-cell junction assembly; cell morphogenesis; calcium-dependent cell-cell adhesion. Gene Ontology annotation, molecular function: beta-catenin binding; cadherin binding; calcium ion binding. The record is from RefSeq and is a predicted model, not a curated record. Lineage: Eukaryota; Metazoa; Arthropoda; Insecta; Hymenoptera; Formicidae.